Gekko japonicus is the source of this 2676-nucleotide messenger RNA. RefSeq names its product ADAMTS-like protein 2. Gene Ontology annotation, cellular component: extracellular matrix. The coding region runs from base 1 to 2676 and encodes 891 amino acids. Gene Ontology annotation, biological process: extracellular matrix organization. Gene Ontology annotation, molecular function: metalloendopeptidase activity. NCBI's taxonomy places the organism in Eukaryota, Metazoa, Chordata, Lepidosauria, Squamata, Gekkonidae. The record is from RefSeq and is a predicted model, not a curated record. The transcript has 18 exons.
AUGGCCGCGCCUCCCGCCUUCUCCGGCCGCCGGCGCCUCGCCCCGCCGGCGCUGCUCCUGCUGCUGGCCUGUGCCCUGCGCGCUAAGGACAGUAGUGAGGCGGUGGAUGGAGGUGGAACCUGGAAUGAAGAGGUGACCAAGUGGUGGGGGGAAUGGAGCUCUUGGUCCACAUGCUCCCGCACCUGCGGAGGGGGUGUGAUGUCCCGGGAAAGGCACUGUCUACAGCAGCGACUACAGGCAUCUCAGGGGACCAACAGUACCAUGUGCCUGGGCCAGUCCAAGCAUUACCAGUUGUGCCAGCAACAGCUUUGCCCUGCCAACACAGCCAGUUUCAAGCAGCAUCAGUGUGCCAGUUUCAACGCCAAGGCCUUUGGGAAAUACUACUACCACUGGAUGCCACUUUACCCUGACGAUUACACCAGCAUCUCCAACAAACCAUGCGACCUCCAAUGCACCACCAGGGGUGGAGAGAGACAGCUCAUGGCACGGGCCCAGGAUGGCACUUCAUGCAAAGACAGGACUUUCCAAGGGGUCUGCAUUACUGGGAAGUGUGAGCCAAUAGGAUGCGAUGGCAGCCUCUAUUCUUCCCAGACGAUGGAUCGGUGCCGGGUGUGUGGAGGAGACGGGAGCACUUGCUACCGAGUCUCAGGCAGUUUCCGGAAAGGGAUCUCACAGUUAGGGUAUGUAUUUAUCACUAACAUCCCAGCUGGUGCUACAGACAUUCUUAUAAUCGAGCGAAGGAAAACUGAAAACAUCUUGGCACUAGCUGAUGAAUCGGGGCACUUCUUCUUCAAUGGGAACUCUGUCAUCGAUAACCCACAGAACUUCAGGGUGGCUGGCACAGUGUUCAAAUACCGUCGGCCUUCCAAUCUCCACUCUGACAGCCUGGAGUAUAUUAUUGCCCAGGGUCCCACCAAUCAGUCUCUGAAUGCCAUGUACUAUAACUUUAAUGGGAAAAUGCCCUAUGUGACAUAUGACUACACAGUGCCACGGACACGAUCACCAGCUCUUCAGACUGUCCCUCCGGCCAUCAAAAUGCCUCUUUACCUUCGUCUGCCAGAGCCCAGCCACAACCACCAAGACGCAAUCCCAUCCAUUUCCCAAGAUUUCAACGCCACUUGGAUCUCACUUGCACCAGAUGAUCUUGGGGAGCGUUUCCCACAAGGGGAAGGACAUGGCGCCCUCAGACUCAACCAGAUCACAAUCAGUACAGCCGUCCCUCACGGAGCAGCCAGGCCUGAUCUCCUAGAGACUGGCAGGAUCGGGCCCUCCAGGCUGCGACUCUUCAAGAAACUGUGUCUUCGAGACCCACGAAAUGCUGCUUUUUGUAGGGAAUUGCAAUACCUAUUGGUCAAGCUGGGAAGGAAGAAUUCAACAGUGGGGUUUUGGAAUGACCCUUUAGUGGAAUGGCCAGAAGGGCUGCGCAAACGGCCAGCAAAUGAGAACUUUCUAGAGAGCACGAAUGCAGAGGUGUAUGCACUGGAUGAGGCAACAAAUGACACUGUGGUGGUGACAUCUUCCAAACCUAGUUCCAAGUCCAGCCUUCAUACCAGCCUUGGAAACGAACAACUGUCAGAACCUCUGCAGUCCCCUGGUCCUGAAAGCAAUGACUUUGAGCUGAACCCCCUUGGCCACGAGGACAUCAGCCUGGCUGACAUGUAUCGCUGGAAAGUGUCGGUCUAUGCUCCUUGCAGCUCCACGUGCACCUCGGGGAUCAGUACCUCCUAUGCCCUGUGCAUCCGCUAUGAUGGCAUAGAAGUGGAAGAAGCUUACUGUGAUGCACUGACUCGUCCGGAGCCCACUCAUGAGUUCUGCGCAGGUCGAGACUGUCAGCCCAGGUGGGAGACCAGCCGGUGGAGUGAGUGUUCCAGGACCUGCGGUGAAGGCUAUCAGUACCGAACAGUGCGCUGUUGGAAGAUGCUGGCUCCAGGUUUUGAUAGCUCUGUUUACGAUGACCUUUGUGAGUCAGCUGGGCUGGCCAGGCCCAUGGAAAGGAAAUCGUGCGUGAACAAACCCUGUGGGCCACAGUGGGAGCUGUCUGAGUGGUCUGAGUGUUCUGCUCGGUGUGGCAGCUCAGGGACCAUGAAGAGGGAGGUGCGCUGCUCAAUAGAGCCACAUCUGUGCAAUGAGUCACUGAGGCCUGUCAGUGAGAAGGACUGCUCAGGCCCUCCCUGUGACCGUCAGUGGACUGCUUCUGACUGGGGACCAUGCAAUGCCACGUGUGGCCGAGGAGUCAAGACACGGACCGUGCUGUGCGCAGGGCUGGAGAAUGGCAUGUACAGGGAGUAUCCAGAGAAGCGCUGCGAUGCCUCCCCGAAGCCAGAAGUGCAGGCAUCCUGUUUCAAGAGACCCUGUUCCACAUGGUUUUCAACUUCUUGGUCCCAGUGCAGCAAGACCUGUGGCACAGGCCUGCGGGUCCGAGAGGUGAAAUGCUACCAAGGAGAAGCUCUAGGACACGGCUGCGAUUCAUCUUCCAAGCCUGAAGCCAAGCAGAUUUGCCAGCUACAACUGUGCCCUACAGAUGCUCCAGAUGAAGACUGUGAAGACAAAGCAUCAGCCAACUGUGUGCUGGUCCUGAAGGUGAAGCUCUGUUCCCACUGCUGCGUCCAGCUUCACCUUGGAACACAGGAAGGUGUUUGGAAGAAAUUUGUAGCAGAGGAUGGGGUAGCUGUGUGA